AUGCAGCACUCCUUUGCUCCGUGGAUCCUGGGCGUCGCCACCUCCUUUGUUCUGGACGCCGCCACCUCCUCUGCAAGGGGCGCCACCACCUCCUCUGCUCGGCCUACGCCGCCGCGGGCGCCCUACGCCGCCGUUGCGCUGGCCGACGCCGCGGACGGACCCCCUCCCGGCGCACCUCCUCCUCCGCGCCCCGCCCCCGCCCAGCCGCCGCCACUGCUGCGGGCCUCGUGGGCCGCGCGCGCGGACGCCGCGGGCACCGCCGCGUGGGCCGCAUGGGCUGCGACCCCACCGGCAGGCGCGCCGCCUGGUCAGGCCGCUGGCGAUGCGCGCGCCGCGCGCGUCGAGGCGACGCGCGCGCCGUGGGCAACGCCGCCGAAGCCCUGGCCGUCCUUGAGCCCACUUCGGCCGGGGGCGCCGCCGCCGCUGCUCCUCCUCCUCCAUGGCCUGCCCUCGGCAUGCCCCCCCGCGGAUGCGCCGUUCGCCGCCGCUGCCUUCCGCGGGCUGCCGAUCGUCGCCCGAGCUGCUCCGGCAGAAGCUGCACUCGCUGCGGCCCUCCUCGUCGCCAAGUCCGAGGCUGCGGAGUCCCAGGAGCGGAUUCGCGCGGCUGCCCUCACUUGGGAGCGCGAGCGCUCCACCGCCGACGCUCUCACUCGUCGGGUCGCCGAUGCGAAGCACUACUUCCUUGUCUCCUCCGGCAAACAGCCCGUCGUCGUUCCCUUCACCGCGCACGGCGCUUCGUCAUCGUCCACCUUCACCGCGCUCGUGGCUGCUUCACCGGCUCUCUCUGCCUCGCCUGCUACCUCCCUCCUUGGUGCUUGUCCUGCCGGUCAGCACGGCAGUGGAGGGAGGGGGGCGUAG
This is a messenger RNA of Panicum virgatum (switchgrass), 858 nucleotides long. RefSeq names its product nascent polypeptide-associated complex subunit alpha, muscle-specific form-like. The coding region runs from base 1 to 858 and encodes 285 amino acids. The record is from RefSeq and is a predicted model, not a curated record. Lineage: Eukaryota; Viridiplantae; Streptophyta; Magnoliopsida; Poales; Poaceae. The transcript is spliced from 2 exons.